Messenger RNA from Closterium sp. NIES-65, 3012 nucleotides. NCBI's taxonomy places the organism in Eukaryota, Viridiplantae, Streptophyta, Zygnematophyceae, Desmidiales, Closteriaceae. The record is from the annotation of a GenBank genome assembly.
AUGGCCGCCGCAUUUCCCGCAAGCAGCCACACUCGGUCGCUGCUCAUCAUCGUGCUCGUCGCGCUCUGCGCGUCGUUUCUCCUCCUCCCUCUGUUCUCCUCCCAGCCGCCCUCCGAGCGCGGUUCGACACCCCGUUUCGACACGUCAUCAUCAGUCCCAGCAGCUACACUUCAAUUGAACCCAAGCCAACCGUUAUUCAGCUCGCAGCAGCUGAUUGGCUCGUUAGUCCCGCAAAUAGCGCCAGUCGACGUGGCGGUGCCAUCCGAACGUCUCGAGGCGCGAGUGAAAGAGCUCCUGGCCGCUUGGGAUCCGACACGUGCCAUUUCGCCUUCAACUGAAACGGAUAGAAAAGGACGAAAUGCGAAAAACGGACGGAAAAAGCGGGGGAAGAGAGCGAAGGGGAACGCUCCUGCCAAUGCCGCGGAGGAGGAAACAGCUUCCCCGUUAGGCGAAUCCGCGAAAGAACCUCUUCCCCCGGCCCCGCCGGUCCCCCGCGCGCCCCAUCUGGUGGAUUGCGCGGAGCGCGCGAGGCUGCACCGCGAGGAGUGGUGGGCGGCACGGCCUGCGGACGGAUCUCUUCCGCCGUGGGCUGUGGCGUGGCAGGCGCGCGAUCAUGCGUCGCGAGACCCGCGCGCAUACGAGAUGCUUCCGCGGAGGGAGAGAGCGGUGGACAGGGAAGGGGAGGAGGAAGGGGAAAAGGAAGAGGGGGAGGGCGAGGAGGAGGAUGAGGGGGUGAGAGGGAGGGAAGUGAGGGAGAAGGCGGAUCAUGGUGGGGGCGCAGGUGCUCAUGUAGCAACAGCUGCUGCUAGUGGUGUUGGCGCUGCUGCUGCUGCUGCUGCUGCUGAGACAGCUGAACCUUCUUCCCAGCAAUUUUCUCUGAGCACGGAUGCUGACGUCAUAGCGGAGGGGCCGUUUCCGCCAUGGGUGGAGGGCGGGGAGGGCGCCAACCUGCCGCUGACGCGACUCGUGCAGACCCACCUGUGGCGCCGCCAGUUCCCCGCCAACUGCUCCCUCCCCCAUGUGCGGUGCGCUCCCCCUCCCCCCGUCCCCUCUUCCGCCCAUCCUCCCUUCCGCCCAUCCUCCCUUCCGCCCAUCCUCUACCCCCAAUCCCCUCACCUAUCCCAAUCCCCCAUGCAGCGGGCUGUGCUCUCCUGUCCCAACGCCAUGCCCUUUCCCCUCCCCUCGCCCCCCUGCCACUGGCGUCAUCUGCUCCCAUCGCCUCUGUUCAUGUACGCGGCGUUUGAGCGCCGGCGGCGAGAUGGCUUUGAAAAGCAGCUGGCAUACAUGGCGGCAGCGCUGGGGCAGGCGGUGCAGCAGGGGCGCGUGCUGGUGGCUCGCACUUACGAUCGCGCCCAGCACGCGGGGUUGCUGGUGGUGGCAGCGCUGGGGCAGGCGGUGCAGCAGGGGCGCGUGCUGGUGGCGCGCACGUACGACCGCGCCCAUCACACGGGGUGUGACGGGGAGGCCAAUGCGCAUUGGCACUGCUACUUCCUCCCUGAGACGUCUGAUGAGUGCCGCAGGCGGGUGAAAGUGCUAUCAGAGCUUCCUUCCAGCUAUGUGGGCCCAGACCCCAAGCGAGUGAAAGAGCUGUCAGAGCUGCCUAGUAGCUAUACAGGCGCAGACCCCCUUAUAGUCACGGGCCGUAGAGUCACAGAGGCGCCGCUGGAGGAGUGGGGCGAGGGCGAGGGGGACGAGGGCGACGCUGACGUGGCAGCUGCAGAGAAUCCAGCCAAUCAGGUCCCAUCUGUCGACAGCUCGGCCAAUGAGGGUGUAGAAGAAGCGAAACCGGGCAGGACCGGGUCAGCAGCUGAAUAUUUUCGAGCGGAGGUCCCGAGGGUGUGGGGGAAACCGUGGCUAGAUAUGGUGGGGCGAGUAGGGGAGCCAUGGGGUGUGGGGGGAGUAGGAGCAGGGGAAGAGGCCAUGGGGGGGAUAGGAGGGGGGGGAGGGGUGGAGGAGGAUGGGAGUGGGGGAGGCAGAGGAAGGGACGAUGGGGUGAAUGGAAGCCGAUCGGAUCCGAAGCAACUGAAUCGGCUGAAGCACCUGUGGUGGCGCGCCCAGGCGCUGCGCUUCCUGCUGCGCGCGCCCUCCCCCUAUCUCUGCCACGUCAGCAAUGUCAUCCGGCACGCUGAGUUUGGGCCAGUGGCCGCACGGAUGGCUGCGCUGGGGGAAGCUGCUGUGGCCCACGCUGACGUGGCAGGUGAGGUAGGGAGGGAUUGCGAUGGGAGGGAUUGCACGUGGGAGGAGUGUGAGUGUGUUGCAACUCUCUUGUCCCUCGUGGCUCACUUUUCUCUCUCCUUUCCCUCUCUCUUUUCCCUCUCUCUUUUCCCUCUCUCUUUUCCCUCUCUCUUUUCCCUCUCUCUUUUCCCUCUCUCUUUUCUCUCACUCUUUUCUGUCUCUCUUCGGUUCUCAGAUUACAAGCAUACCUCUCUUACAUCUCUCACAUCUCUCACAUCUCUCUCCAUGGAGAGUGACCUGUGGCGGCGGCACCGGGCUGUGUGGGUGCCGCGACCGCUGGUGGGCGUGCACGUGGGGAGAGCAGGGCAAGUGCGCGUGCAGACGGCUGUGCAGAGGACAAUGGGUGCGCUGCUGGCCGUGAGGCAGCACCUCCCUGCUGCCCGCUUCGUGUGGCUCACUGCUGACGAGCAAGAGGCAGGCGUGCAGAGGUCAAUGGGUGCGCUGCUGGCCGUGCGGCAGCAGCUCCCUGCUGCUCGCUUCGUGUGGCUCACUGCUGAUGAGCAGGAGCCAUUGGAUCAGCUAGCAGCAACCCCCGGGUGGACGUGGUUCGACUCGCACACGCCCCGCCUCUCCUCCUCGUCGUCAUCCACAGGAGCAAGCGCCAAUCAGCAGCAGGUGCUGCAGAAGGUGGUGGGAGCAGCGUUCACGAACCUGCUGGUAGCCCAGCAGGCCGAUGUGUUCAUCGGGUCAACCAAGUCUCCUCGGUCUUACCUCAUCUACGCGCUCCGCUCUACUUCUGGGAAGCUGCAGAGCAGCUUCUUGGACACGGGAGUAUGA